AUGCUUUCACGGCACUUGGCUAAACAAAUUUCGCAAGUCCGGGCGCUCACCAAGCUUCAAUAUUUCGUGACUCGUAAAUUCUCUACUGAUCCAAACUACGUCAUAGACAAAAUGGUGUCGUCCACAUUCACACACGUGGCAAAAUGCCAGCCAGAUAGUUUCAGUGCCGAAGAGAAGAAUACAAAAGUGUUGGAGCCAAGAACCAUAGAGCACAGCUAUCGAAAGUUUGUGAUCCCGUUGAGCACCGACACAGACAAACAGAAAGAAUACUUGAGUGCGUCGGGAAGUGUUCGACUUGGGAAAAUUCUGGAAGACUUGGAUCAUAUGGCUGUCCACGUUGCAUACGUUCACAAUUCUGACAAUAGAACGCUUGAUGAGCCGAUGACUUUGCCAAGGACCAUUGUGACAGCGUCCGUUAAAAGAAUUGAUCUAAACAAAGUAGAUAUUCAUCCGUCUCGUGACAUUAUCAUUGAUGGACAAGUCACGUAUGCCGGCACGAGUAGUAUGCAAGUGUGUCUCCGACUGUUCCAGAAUGAUGAGAAUGAAAAUCUGAAUCAUCUUCUGAAGGCUGAGUUUAUAAUGGUCUCCCGUGAUCCUCUAGAUGGCACUAAAUCAGUACGUGUUCACGGUCUGACCGCACGGACUCCAGAUGAGGCUGAGACUAUCAAUAGAACCAAGGAGCACUUCCGCAAGAUGGGGAACUCGGCGAAUCGUCAGCCAACUAAUGAAGAGUUCAAUUUGAUACAUAACAUGUAUAACGAGUUGAUUGGGAGAAGUAUGGUGCAUGAUGUGGCGGUCUUGUCGAAAUCCGAAAUGUGGAUGCAUAAAACCAAUCUAUCAGUCACUGAGAUCUGCUUCCCAGAAUACCAGAACAUGUAUGGCAAAAUAUUUGGAGGAUUUCUCAUGAGAAAGGCUCUCGAGCUGGCUCACACCAAUGCAAAGUUAUACUGUAAGGGUCGUGUUGCUAUCCGAUCGAUGGAUCAAAUUGAAUUCAAGAAGCCCGUUGAAAUCGGUCAUGUUCUUCAUUUCGAUUCGUUUGUCACUUAUACCGAUGGGCGGUACAUUCAAGUCAAAGCCCGUGUCAACACCAACGUCUUCAACUUCACCAUGGAAAGUGUAGAGAAUCCGAGCGUGCUCAAGGUGGUUCCCAAGCACUAUGUGCAUACGACAAGCUAUUUGGAAGGGCGGCGUCUUCUCAAUAAUACGUUGAAAAGAAUUGUGAAUUAG
Molecule: messenger RNA, 1227 nt
Organism: Caenorhabditis remanei
Lineage: Eukaryota; Metazoa; Nematoda; Chromadorea; Rhabditida; Rhabditidae
Exons: 5
Coding region: 1-1227 (408 amino acids)
Biological process (GO): acyl-CoA metabolic process
Cellular component (GO): mitochondrion
Molecular function (GO): fatty acyl-CoA hydrolase activity
Source: RefSeq, a predicted model, not a curated record